This is a messenger RNA of Aspergillus uvarum CBS 121591, 1480 nucleotides long. RefSeq names its product glycoside hydrolase family 16 protein. Lineage: Eukaryota; Fungi; Ascomycota; Eurotiomycetes; Eurotiales; Aspergillaceae. The coding region runs from base 56 to 1312 and encodes 418 amino acids. The transcript has 2 exons. Gene Ontology annotation, molecular function: hydrolase activity, hydrolyzing O-glycosyl compounds. Gene Ontology annotation, biological process: glucan catabolic process. The record is from RefSeq and is a predicted model, not a curated record.
UUCACCUUUCCCCUGAGAAACUGUACCUGAAAUAUCCACACUCAUUUAAAUCGCAAUGGCCAGUAAUCACUAUUCACUAUCAGGAGAUGAUCUAAGCCGAUACCCCGGAGCCACAACCACCCAACUUCCCAAAAUCGACUUCGACGAACCCCUUCACCACGACGGACCACCACCGCCCCCAGGCGCCGGCGAAGGGCCUCGCCGCAGCAAGAAUGCGCCCGUGCUGGAGCGUCGCUGGUACGACCCUCGGGGCUGGUCGACCCGUACGCGCCUCCUCGUCGCCGCCGGCAUCGCCAUCGUCAUCAUCAUCGCGGUAGUCGUCGGGGCCGUCGAGGGCACCAAGAGAUCUAGCAGCUACCCGGACUACUCGCGCCUGAACUACGAACUGGUCGAUACUUACGCGGGGGCCUCGUUCUUCGACCGCUUCGACUACUACUCGGGCGUCGACCCCACCGACGGCUUCGUGCAGUACGUCAACAAAUCCACCGCGCAGUCCCUGAACCUGACGUACGUCACGCCGGACGCCUCGUCGGCGGUGCUGCGCGUCGACACGGCGGACCGCAACGCGAGCCACGGCCGCCGCUCCGUGCGCCUUGAGUCCACCACCAGCUACGACACGGGCCUGUUCGUCUUCGAUAUCCGGCACUCGCCCUACGGCUGUGGCCUGUGGCCCGCCCUGUGGCUGACCGACACGGUCAACUGGCCGGCCAACGGCGAGAUCGACGUCGUCGAGACCAACAACCUCGCCACCGAGGGCAACGCCGUCACCCUGCACACGGACGCGGGCUGCAACAUGAAGAACGUCAAGCGCAAGCAGACGGGAACCUCGAAUCUCGUCACCUGCGAUAACAGCACGCACAGUAACGCCGGCUGCGGGGUGCAGGGCCCGCCGAGCACCUACGGCCAGGAGUUGAAUGAGAAUGGUGGCGGGAUCUACGCCCUCGAACUCCGCGACGCAGGCAUCCGCACAUGGUUCUUCCCCCGCGCCGCCAUCCCGGCCGACAUCACCUCGAGUACCAGUAGCACCUCCACCAACACCUCCACCAAUACCUCCGCAACCCCCGACCCGUCAACGUGGGGCACCCCCCUGGCCGACUUCCCCAACACCCACUGCGACAUCGCCGCCCACUUCCGCAACCAGAGCAUCAUCGCCAACAUCGACCUCUGCGGCGAGCUCGGCGCCCAGAAGCAGUUCUACACCGACCUCUACCACUGCCCCGGCCGGUGUGUGGACUUCGUGCGCAGCCAUCCGGAUAAUUUCACCCAGGCGUAUUGGGAGUUUGCGGGCUUUUGGGUCUUUCGGGUUACGUAGUAGAUCGAUCAUAGAUUUGACUGUAUAUAUAUAUGUAGAGAUGUAGAUAGAUUGGAUUAGAAGGAUUGUGGGAUUAGCGGGGUUAGAGUUGGGUUUCACACGUUCGUUUUAUGGGUUUCGUGCUUGCUGGAUGAGCGCGCUUUGAUUAUGGGUAUUUCCAUGUUUGUG